CACAAGCGCGCCUUCCCCGACUGUUCAUCACACACUCGCUUGCUAUUCCCGGCGAUUGACCUGACGCAUCUGGUAAGUGUCCAUCUCUCGCUUCACACGCGCACCUUCCUCUACAAGCAACACGACAAUCACAUGAUGAGUUUAAACCUAAUUGGAGCUGUCCUAUCUCUUCGGAGACUGAGGAGACAACUCAUUACCAUAUACGCAAACAUCUGAAACACUCCGUCCCUUCAACCCUCUAUACCAAUCACGCGCCUGCCAUAACGACGUCAGUCAGACUAACGCGUCUCAGCACUCUAUUAGCAUUCACAAGAUCCGUUGCACCUUCCCGAAGAGUCUGCGCACGCGUCUCAGCCAUAGCAACGUGACACGUCGCUGAGCGCCUAUCUCGCAUUUCCACGUCCUCGUUCUCUUCGCAUAGCACAUCACACAAGCAUGUCUGCCGACCCUCGGAGAAGAGCGGCGCCUGCACAAUCAGCUCCUCCGCCGCCACCUCCACCUCCUCCGCCUGCAGAGGCACAGCCAGACUCGACAGUCCAAGGCUUGGAUGGCGCAAAUGACAAAGACACGGCUCAACAAGCGAGGGCAGAAGAUGGCUACAAGCUGCGCUUCUGCACCGUGUGCGCCAGUAACAACAACAGAUCGAUGGAGGCUCAUCUUCGCCUUGCUGCCAGCGACCAGAAGUAUCCCACAAUCUCCUUUGGCACCGGCUCGCUAGUCCGUUUGCCCGGCCCCUCGAUCACACAACCAAACAUCUACAACUUCAACAACACAUCCUACGACAGUAUGUAUCGCGAGCUCGAAAGCAAAGACGCUCGCCUAUACCGCGCCAAUGGCAUUCUGCCUAUGCUAGACCGCAACAGAAACAUCAAAUGGGGUCCUGAACGCUGGCAAGAUUGGAAGGUCGGAUACCCAAGAGUCGGCAAGAGAUAUGCCAAUGCUCCCAUCCCUGGCGAUCCUGUCUACACGACCGACAUGGGCUCUCAAGGCACAGAAUCAGGAACAGUCGACAUCGUCAUAACCUGCGAAGACCGCUGUUGGGAAGCCGUUGUUGAUGACUUGCUGUCAAGAGGAAGUCCACUCAACCGCCCUGUGCACGUCUUCAACGUUGACAUUAAGGAUAAUCACGAAGAAGCGCUGGUAGGAGGAAGAGCAAUUCUGGAGCUUGCAGAUGAGUUGAACGCUGCUGCACAAGACGAAAGAAAGAUACACGCCGAGAAGACGGGCAGCACAGAAGCCUUUGACUCUGCCACCGGAGGCUCAAGAGAUGGCUUCGACGCCAGAGUGCCCAUCAUCCUCGGCGAGUGGCAGGAACGAUGGCCUCAUCUCCCUGCUCUGUGGACCUUGGCCUGGUUCUAGAGUGGAAAAUAAUACUACAUUGACCG
Messenger RNA from Aureobasidium subglaciale EXF-2481, 1385 nucleotides. RefSeq lists its product as uncharacterized. Gene Ontology annotation, biological process: termination of RNA polymerase II transcription. NCBI's taxonomy places the organism in Eukaryota, Fungi, Ascomycota, Dothideomycetes, Dothideales, Saccotheciaceae. Gene Ontology annotation, cellular component: nucleus; mRNA cleavage and polyadenylation specificity factor complex. The record is from RefSeq and is a predicted model, not a curated record. Gene Ontology annotation, molecular function: RNA polymerase II CTD heptapeptide repeat phosphatase activity. The transcript is spliced from 2 exons. Bases 436 to 1359 code for a protein of 307 amino acids.